AUGGCUGCGCCGCAGCAGCCCUACAUGCCGUCACAGGGCACCUAUGUAGUCGCCGCCGGUGACGGCGGGGGGAGCAACGGGGUCAGCUCGGGUGGUGGAUCCGGCGGCGGUGGCGGUGGCGGUGGUGGUGGUGGUGGAUCGGGCGGCGCCGGAGGCAUGCAGCCCAUGGUGUUGUAUCAGCAGCAGGGAGGAAACGGAGGCGCGCCGCAGGGGCAGCAACAGCAGCAACAGCAGCAGCACCACGGGCAACCUGGCGCGGACCAGGCGGCGGCGGCCUCCCCGAUGUUCCUCCCGAUGUCGCAGGCCGGCUAUGGCUACGUCCCCCAGAUGGCCCACCUGCAGGCGGGAGGCGGUGUCCCGGUGUAUCAGAUGGCGGGAGCCGGGAUCGACGGUGGCCAGGCCAACGCCCGCGCGAACGGCGUCGCUAGCGGCGGCGGCGGCGGCGGCGGGGGGGGAGGGGGCAACGGCGGAAAUGGGCGUGUUAGCCCCCUCAGUCCCUCGGUCGCCUCGCCACAGGCCGGCGCUCCUCACCCUCAGAGCUUCCAGGUGCACUACGCGAUUACCCCGCAAGGCAUCGUGCCCAUGGUUCCGGUGGUCCCCAACGGCGCGGGCGGGUUCACGAACCCGGCCCUGUACCCCGGGGUCGGCGCCAUGUACGACGAUGGGCGGGCCGCUGGCAUGGGUGCGAUGCCCGGGGUGUCCGCGGUCAUGGACGCGGGUGCCGGCGGGGGCGUAGAAAAGGGCCGCCUUUCCCCCCCGCUUGCGGCACCCAUGCAGCAGCACCCCCGAUUCUCGGGAUCCCCGACCCACCCUCCGCCGCACGUGCAUCACCCCGGCGGCUUGCAGCAGCAGCAGCAGCAGCAGCAGCCCAUGCAUGCGCCCGCGUGGUCGGUUGGAGGAGGUGUGCACGACGUUGGAGGCGCGCCGCACAUGGGAUACCUCGACGCUGGAGGCGGGGGUUACGCCGACGGCAGUGGGUACCGAGGGGGGGGUGGAGGACCCGGGGGCCCCGGGCAAGACUUCAUCCGGGGUGCGAGGACUGCGCGAGAAGGGGAGGCUGGAAGGGACAUCAAGGACCGUCGAAAGAGGCUGGACCGCGAGUCUGACAUGGCCGCUCUGCUGGAGGCUACGAGACCCGCGCUCAAGGACGUGCUCGGGAAAGUGUACAGCAUGUCCAGGGACCAGGUGGGCUGCCGCCUGCUUCAGCAGAAGCUGGACGAGUGUCCGGACCGCCCCCCUGAGGGCGAUGCCGGAAAAGAGCCUAGCGAGGAUGAUGCCGUGUCGGCGAUUUUCAUGGAGGCCCUCCCCAACCUGUCCAUGAUGAUGAUCGACCCAUUCGGCAACUACCUGUUCCAGAAGCUGUUCGUGAAGGUGGACGACCACCAACGGCUACUAGCGGUGGAAGCGGUGACCGACCGCAUGCCCGAGGCUGCUGUUAACCUGCACGGUACUCGGUGUGUGCAGAAGGUGGUAGAGCUGUGCCGCACGGAUGCCCAGGCGGCGGUGAUCGCGCGCUCCCUCGGCCCCAGCGUGGUGAAGCUGUCUCUCGACCCGAACGGCAACCACGUGGUUCAGCGCGCUUUGCAGCACAUGCCCGCACCCCGCAACGACUUCGUCCUUGAAGCAAUUACGGCUAGCCUCGUGCAGGUGGCAAUUCACCGUCACGGGUGCUGCGUCCUCCAAAGGUGCCUCGAUGCCGCCGGUCCUAACCUACGGAUCAAGCUUAUCGAGGAGGUGGCACGGAACGGCCUCCGCCUGAUGCAAGACCCGUUUGGCAACUACGUGGUGCAGUACGUCUUGAAGACCUGCUCAAGGGAGGAGACGUACAUGCUCUGCUCUGCACCGCUGGGGCACGUGGCGUCGCUCUCCACUCAGAAGUUUUCCAGCAACGUGAUGGAGGCGUGUUUGGAGCGGGCCCUCCCGGAGGUUCAGUCCAAGUUCGUGGAAGAGCUGGCGCAGCAGGGUAGGAUAAGAGAGCUCAUACUGGACCAGUACGCCAACUAUGUGGUGCAGCGUGCUCUGACAGUGGCCAACAAUGAGGAGGGUCUAAAGCUCGUGAACGCGAUCAGGCCUCACCUUCAUUCCAUGCAGAGCACCUCGAGCGGACGGCGCAUCGCUGCCAAGAUCAUCAAGCGCUACCCGACCGUAGACCUCGGGGAAGAGAUUCUCAUGCUCAUGAGCAGAGGGUAAUCGAACGAGCGGGUGAUAACCGAUCGGGUGGACCAAAGCAAGAGGAACAUGUGCUGCGACGGUGAAAGCCAUGUGUUGGUGCGAUAGAUGAUGCACACGCGCAGCUCUUGGAUCACCGCAUAACUUGGCGGCAUCGAGGUUGGUUGCAAGCGUUGGCUGCCGGUCGUGCUAGCCUGCGUAACAUAUCACGAUGAUAUCGAUAUAUGUUUCGGUAGUCGCUAACGGAGGUGGUUCUUAUCUCAUAAAUAAAGAGGUGAAGCUUCUCUACCGGGUUUUGUUUUUUUUCGUACCCAUGGCCAAGGCAAGGAAAAGAGGUUUGAGAAUAUGGCGGGGAACUAGCUUUAUACAAGACAUGGCCCGCCGCCUUGAGUACGAUGAAGCGUAGCAUAUUUCGUCAGUUGUUCCACAGUAGUAAAUAUAUCUCUCGUCGUUGCUUGCAGUGCAUUCAGCUGCUCCCCGCAACUUCUACGACAGCAGUACGUGUUUCCGGUGCGUGCUAGUAAAGGUAGUGUUUUGAUACCCCAUUUCCAUAUCUGUAUCUGUAUCUGCAUCUGCUUCCUUACAUUGGUUGCUGCGGUUGGUGCGAACAGCAGUAACAGCGCCGUUCGGUUGUCCAAGUGGUACAAUAGUCGUGCGAGAAGUAAAGUGGUAGAGAAAAGACAAAAGACGAAAAAAGGAAGUCAGAGCAAGAUAGGGUCUAGGUCGGAGGAGGCUCAUCAUCUGGUCUAAAUAUUAUCUAUAGCUACCUUCUUUGUUGGUGCCCUCCGAGGACGGUCAGUCCCUUUGAUGUUUGGGACAGGCAAGGGGCGCGCGGGGGGGCAGGCGAUGGUGAAAAGCGCGUUAAGCUCUCGGCUGUGGCAACUCCUUUGGUAGUGGUGGUUUUGUCUUGAUAUGAUCAUUUAUGGUGAGGGGAAGGGGAUGUCGGCGGUUGGGGAGGUCGCAGCAUCUCUCUCCUGUAGUUUCUUGUCUUAGAGAGUUCUUUCUGCUAUGCAAUAUUAGUGUUUCGGCGGACCACGUGUUGCCAUAUCAUUUUUACAGUGGAGGCGGUUGGCGGUUGGCGGUCCGCGUAAGCGAACGAGCAGGUCGUUAGACGUUGGGGAGCUGUAAAGCUCUUUGUGUUUUAGUUGGCGAAGAGCUAUGAUGGUAAUACUGGGUGUACUUUCGGCAGGGGGGCAUGGAGGGGGGUGAGCAGAGAUGAGCUGCAUUUCCGCGAAGAUUUUAACAACGGCUCGGUUGAAUUUAUUGUAUUUGACCGGGUCUUUUUCUUCUUUCUUCCUUCAUGUUGCCUCUGUGUUGUGUUGUGGGGUUGAUUCUGCGGGAGGGUUCGAUUCGGCACCGUGCUUCGUCCUUGUCUCGUGUUGGUGUAAGUCACGGCACGGCACGAUGAGUCCAGCGGGCAUGACGAUGCGGCUAUGUACUAUUGCAUGAUGCAUGACGCGAGAUGUUUUUUUGACGAGGACGGUGAUGGGUCGGAGGGGGGGGCUACCAAUCCCCAUUUUGCAACGUUUUUCGUGCUUGGGUGUUUUUCAUUCAAGUGAUAUAAGACUACCGAGUGUUCUUUCAGGUAUAAAACUAGGUAUUGGAAGUAGGUGGGAGAUGACUCGCCGCAUGAUCGGUAAGGGUGAAAUGGCUGCUGCGGAUGCCACAGUGCGGCACCGCCGGCAUUUUAGAAGCUGGGGGAGGGGCAGGGAAGUGCGUGUGUGCGUGCCGUUGGUGUUAUUGUUCUGUGUCUUGUCAAAGUCCCUGUUUAUUUUGCUGUUGUUUGCGACACGCCGCUAUCGCUGUAGUGAAGUGGAGGAAAGGAGAAGGAGAAGGAGACAGCAUGGAUGGAUGGAUGCGGCGAGUACAAGGGUAUAUACAGCCAGAACGUACACCUAAUUUGUGAGACUGGCUUUCGUGUGCGAUGACGGCACAUGCUCGGAACACCGCACGGGCUUUUUUGCCGUCCCGUUAUUUCAUGCCUAACUAACUGUAUGUGGCAUGAACUUGCAACAGCAUACUGUAGCGUAGCGUGCACUAAAUGCUGUAUUUGUUUCGAGCGGAGAAGAAUCCCUCUUGUCUUGUUCUUACAAUACCCGUCCUUGCAACCCUGGAUUGAACGUAGUAGUGUCGUCGGCAGUGCUGGCUGGCUAACCGUCUGGUGCGGUGAUUAUUUGUGUUUCUUGUGUCGGGAACAGGCAGGCGCGAAGGAAGCCGCUGCGCUGCUGCUGCGUGUGAGCUGUUCCCUUUCCUCCCGUCUGGCGGCGUUCUUAUUUUCUGUUGGUUUUUGUUUGUUGCAAAUGCUCGUCCUGCUGCGUUUUAUAUCUUAUUUUUGUUUCCCUUGCAACUGGCUGGAGAGCUGCCCCACUCCCCCCUCCCCUCCCCUCCCCGGGGCGGAAGGCAAGGCAGCUAGCUCUCUCUCUAUUACCUGUGGCGGGUUUCAAUCGAGCGAGGGCUAGUAAUAUCGUGGUUUGUAGUGAGUGUUGCAUAUUGAUUGGUCUCUUGUAUGGCGGUGGGGUGACGUGGGUGUGUGAAAGGUGGAGGGGGGCGAGGAGCGGCGUCGAACGGUGCCUCUGCUGCGUGGUAUUGGUUGGUAUGCUAGUAGUGGUGAAAUAUAUUUGUGCAUGCGCGCAUGCUCUUUGUUCCUCGAGGAAAAAUCUCAUCGUAAACUACGGAGUGAUGGUUGACUACGACUGGACUAAGGCAGUAGUGUGGGUCAGGUUAUUUUCCGUGUGGGGCUCACUUGUCUUGUCAAUCGAUAGGAUCGAUCGAAGCUGUUGGGUUGUGGGUCCCUUACAUUUCGUCUCUGGUCUUCUUGCCGCUUUGCCGCUGCUGAACACUGUGGUGAGUGACACGCGCACCGAUGGUUGGUGUGUUCGUUGAGAGACGGGACGUGUGCCGUCGCGUAAGGCUGGAUUGUGUCCGCAGCGAGCAGGGGGGAGGGCAAGGGACGGCGGACGGACGUGUUGUUUCAAGUUUUUUUUCGUGUUAAAUUAACUGCUCUCGUCGUCGUCGUCGCCGUGAUACGUUACGUUAAUGUUAGAAGAUGACCUAGUGAGUGUCGUUCGCUUCGUCAGUGGCAAGCAUGGCAUUGGCAUUGGCAUUGGCAUGCGCCACGGCAGCAACAGGUAGUAGGUGCACCAUCCUUCCUUCCUUCCCCCCCUCCUUCCGAGUACAGCCUCUGGUGUGUGAGUUGUGUAUGGGAUGGCGCAAGCAAUAUAUGGUACGUCAACUUGAGCGUAAAGGGACAGGACAAAAACUG
This is a messenger RNA of Ectocarpus siliculosus, 5431 nucleotides long. The record is from the annotation of a GenBank genome assembly. NCBI's taxonomy places the organism in Eukaryota, Phaeophyceae, Ectocarpales, Ectocarpaceae.